AUGGAACAUAUUCUUCUUGCUACAAAUUAUCCUAAUCUAUGUGGAAUCAGUUUAUAUAAUAUAGAACCAGAAAAAGCUAUAAAUCUAUUUACUGGUGAUACAAUAGUUUGUAGUCUUCUUACUAAUCAAAUUAAACAUCUUGAUGUUGAAAUCAAAGAUGAUAUAACAAGAGAAUUCUCUGAUGAAAAUGAAUCAAAUAUGUUUGAAUUAAUAUUAUCUUUGGGUAAAUGUCUAGUAGAUUUAACUUUUAGUGAAUGGUUUUCUGGUAAAAGCCUAAACAUAUCGACUUUAAAUAUAACAUCAACUGGUUGUGUAUCUUCAAGUCUAACUAAAUUGAAAAUUGAAGUAAAUACCUUUGAUGAUUGUCUUUAUCUGCUUGAUGGACGUCUUCAAUGUUUAUCUACAUUGAUUAUCAAGAUAUUUGAAAUUUGUUAUUCAUUAGCAAAUAUAGAUAAUAAAAAAACAUUACCAAAAUUGAAAUGUUUUUCGUUAACAUCGGAAUGUUAUACGCAAUUUUAUGACGAUGGAAUUGUUUUAUUAUUACGUCGAAUGUUAAAUCUUGAGAAAUUAACAUUAUUUCUUUUGGUAUCCAAAAUCGAAUCAACUUAUAUUGAUGGUAUUCAAUUAUACGAUGAAAUUCUUAUUUUCAUGCCACGAUUAAAUAAAUUGACUUUCAGUAUAAAUACUCUUGUUUUCAAUAGAUAUAUUACAGUUGAUCUUCCAUCAAACGAUGAUAUUCAAAAUAGUUUCAUCAAAAGAAGAUAUCAACCAGUUGGUUCAUAUGCUGAUGAAAAACUUACGGACUACGCAGGCAGAUGCCAUGUUUAUUCACUUCCAUAUCAAUUUGAUUGUUUUUAUCAUCUGACCAACUGUUUUCAAGGUGGCAUUUUCAAUAAAGUUCGAUGGUUGGCAAUGGCUGAUCAACAUCCAUUUGAACAUGAAUUAUUUGAAAAAAUUUCUCACGAUUUCCCUUUUCUUCAGAAAUUAGUCGUGCUCAAUUCUAAACCGCAAAAAAAUAAGCAACAUGCAUCUACGUUGAUCACAUUUGUUCAUCUAGUUGAACUCGAUCUUCGUCUGGCACAUACUAAUUAUGUCGAACAAUUUCUCUUGGAAACAAAGACUUGUUUACCUCAUUUGAAAAAUCUCGUCAUCGAAUAUGAAUCAUUAGCAAUGAUAACAAAUAAUUUUACUAAUGAUGCUACACGUCGCAAUUGUAGUCAAUUGCGAAGAAUUGAUAUAGAUAAACCAUUUAUUUGUCCAGAAAAUUUUCAUUCAUAUUUUCCUUUAUUUAAAGAUCGUUUAUUUCAUUAUAUUGAUAAAUCAAAAAAACCACAAUGUAAAAAUAUUAAAUUCAAACGUGUUUUUCAAUUUCUUUAUUUACUUCUUAUUCAAUAUAUUUAUGAUGAUUUUUGUAAUCCAACAACAUGGAGAUAUGGAAAACUAAUUCCUUAUUUUCAAUUAUGUUCUAUAUCUUAUUAUAAUCCUCAAAUUAAAAAUUGGACACAACAUUUAAUUGAAAUUGAAUAUCGUGUUAAAGAAUCAACAACACUUUUAUUUUUUGUAAUUGAUCAUAAUAAAAGAUCAUUAGCAAUUAUAGCUGAAGUAUAUUAUUUAUCAGCACAUCGUAGUAAUAUAAUUGUUGUUAUGAAUUCAAUGCUAGAAAAUAAAAAACAAAUAAAAAUUUAUUCAAUAAAAAAUUUUAUAAAUGAUAAAAGAUAA
Rotaria sordida is the source of this 1719-nucleotide messenger RNA. The record is from the annotation of a GenBank genome assembly. NCBI's taxonomy places the organism in Eukaryota, Metazoa, Rotifera, Eurotatoria, Philodinida, Philodinidae.